UGUCCAUCAAAGCUCUUUUUUAUCUUCGUUUUCAAUUCUUGAGAGAGGAGAGAGAGGAGCAUCCCAGAAAACGACAUUCCGUUUAAAUGGAUUCUUUUCUCCAGAUCGAGAUGAGGAGGAUGAAGAUAAUCAUGGGGUUUUGAUUUCUCAGGCCUAGUCGGCGAAAAAAAAUCCGCGGAAAUCUCCAUUUUUCAUUCCGUAAUCUCAUUGUUCGUGAUCUCUGGGUUGUUCUGUUCUUUUCUGCGGAACUUCUGGAUUGCUGGUGCGGCUGAUUCCGGUUGGAACGGUUGUUUCGGGUUCCUCCUCUCCCAUUUGAAUCUGCGUUUGGGUUGAGAUUUGUAAUUAGGGUUUCGUUGCUAUUGAUGGAAUCACGCGUGGGAAAUAAGUUUCGGCUUGGCCGGAAGAUCGGUAGCGGUUCGUUUGGGGAGAUCUAUCUCGGUACUAACAUUCAAACGAAUGAAGAAGUGGCGAUCAAGCUUGAAAAUGUGAAGACAAAACAUCCACAGCUGCUCUAUGAAUCGAAGUUAUAUAGGAUUCUACAAGGAGGAACUGGUGUUCCAAAUGUCAAAUGGUUCGGUGUUGAAGGGGACUACAAUGUUUUGGUGAUGGAUUUGCUAGGACCGAGUCUUGAAGAUCUGUUCAAUUUCUGUAGCAGGAAACUUUCCUUAAAGUCGGUCCUCAUGCUUGCAGAUCAAAUGAUAAACCGUGUUGAGUUCUUCCAUUCAAAAUCCUUCCUUCACCGAGAUCUAAAGCCAGACAAUUUCCUGAUGGGCCUUGGAAGGCGAGCCAACCAGGUAUACAUUAUCGACUUUGGUCUUGCUAAAAAGUACAGGGAUAGUACAACACAUCAGCACAUUCCCUACAGAGAAAAUAAGAACCUGACAGGAACUGCACGAUAUGCUAGUAUGAACACCCACUUGGGAAUUGAACAAAGCCGAAGGGAUGAUCUCGAGUCUCUUGGUUACAUCCUUAUGUAUUUCCUCAAAGGAAGUCUUCCCUGGCAAGGACUGAAAGCUGGAACCAAAAAACAAAAGUAUGAGAGAAUUAGCGAAAAGAAAGUUUCUACAUCCAUUGAGGCCUUAUGCCGUGGUUACCCAUCCGAAUUUGCAUCUUAUUUCCACUACUGUCGGUCGCUUCGUUUUGAUGAUAAACCAGAUUACGCUUAUCUCAAAAGGAUAUUUCGAGAUCUCUUUAUCCGUGAAGGGUUUCAAUUUGAUUACGUGUUUGACUGGACUAUCUUGAAGUAUCAACAAUCAAAACUAACUGCUCCCCCAUCUCGUUCCCUUAAUCCUGCGGUUGGAACUAGCGCAGCGUUGCCUCCGGGCAUUUCCAACAUCGAUAGAUACACUGGCGAGGAAGAAGGGAGACCGGUUGGUUUCUCACAUACAGAAUCAUCUCGACGGAGAGUUUCAGGCGCUCUUGACAACUCCGGGAAUCUUUCGAACCAACAGACAUCCUCAAUUACUAGAGACUCCAUGCAGAUCCCGAGCUCUUCAUUGUUUGCACAAUCAGCAGGAUCAUCGAGGAGAGUAACGGCAGUGAGUAGCAGCCGAGACAAUUACGUUGGCGGCGAGGAGUUGCAGAGAAGCCGUACAGGUGAUGUUAGCCGCGGAGGCAUGAUCCCAAGGAACUCUCCGGUGGAGGCGGCGAAGAGGUCUUCUUCCUCCACAAGAAGACAAUACGAAUCAGCCAUUAAAGGCAUCGAUACUCUUCAAGUCUCCGACGACAAAACUCAUCACCACCACUAAUACAAUAAUUGUGUACUUGCCCGUAUUGGUCAACGACCUCACAAGUUUCUUGUAUGUUUUUUUGUCUUCUAAAAAGAAGUUAACAACACUACCAAAAUUUAAGUACAGUUGAGUUGAGUUGACUUGAUUGUCUCUUAACUAACGAUGUCGUAUCAUUAGUGAAAGUAAUAGUAAAUAUCCGGAA
This is a messenger RNA of Eutrema salsugineum, 1932 nucleotides long. Its product is annotated as casein kinase 1-like protein 1. The transcript has 14 exons. Bases 363 to 1748 code for a protein of 461 amino acids. The record is from RefSeq and is a predicted model, not a curated record. Gene Ontology annotation, molecular function: ATP binding; protein serine/threonine kinase activity. NCBI's taxonomy places the organism in Eukaryota, Viridiplantae, Streptophyta, Magnoliopsida, Brassicales, Brassicaceae. Gene Ontology annotation, biological process: signal transduction; endocytosis; peptidyl-serine phosphorylation. Gene Ontology annotation, cellular component: cytoplasm; nucleus.